Molecule: messenger RNA, 1808 nt
Organism: Sarcophilus harrisii (Tasmanian devil)
Lineage: Eukaryota; Metazoa; Chordata; Mammalia; Dasyuromorphia; Dasyuridae
Gene: KLC3
Product: kinesin light chain 3
Exons: 13
Coding region: 126-1652 (508 amino acids)
Biological process (GO): axo-dendritic transport
Cellular component (GO): cytoplasm; kinesin complex; membrane-bounded organelle
Molecular function (GO): kinesin binding
Source: RefSeq, a predicted model, not a curated record
GCGGCGGCGGCGGCUGCAGAGCGAGCCCGAGCCCGAGCGACAGCAACAGCGACAGCGACAGCGACAGCACGGACUGGAGCGGGAGCGGGAGCCCGGGGGGGAGCGGACUGCAGACAGGAUUAGCCAUGUCACUACCCAUCGAUCCCCUGGGGCCGAGGAUGAGCCCAGAGGAGCUAGUGAGCCAGACCCGGCAAGUGGUGCAAGGUCUGGAGGCCUUGAGGGCCGAGCACCGAGGCCUGGCGGGACGACUGCAGGACGCCCUGACGGAGGCUGGGGCCGGCUCGGGGGGAGAGACGUUCCCGGGCCUGGAUCUGCUGAAGGAGAAACACCAGGCUCUCAGCCAGUCCCUGGAGGCCAUUGAGCUGGGACUGGGAGAGGCCCAGGUCCUGCUUGCGCUGUCCACGCAUGUGGGGGCUCUGGAAGCGGAGAAGCAGCGGCUGCGAGCCCAAGCCCGGCGCCUGGCCCAGGAGAACUCGUGGCUCCAGGAGGAGCUGGAGGAGACGCGGCGGCGGCUGAGGGCCAGCGAGGAGGCCGUGGCCCAGCUGGAGGAGGAGAAGAGCCACCUGGAGUUCCUGGGCCAGCUGCGGCGCUACGACACGCUGGAGGAGGAGGAGGGGCACAAUGACGCCAAGGAGAAGACAGAAGGACGCCGAGACAGCCUUUCUUCUCUGUUCCCCAGUGAGGACAAGAAAAGUCCCGAGGCAUUUGGCGCGGCGGCCGCGCAGCAAGGGGGCUACGAGAUCCCGGCCCGCCUGAGGACGCUGCACAACCUGGUCAUCCAGUACGCGGGGCAGGGCCGUUACGAGGUGGCCGUCCCCCUGUGCCGCCAGGCCUUGGAGGACCUGGAGCACACCUCGGGCCACUGCCACCCCGACGUGGCCACCAUGCUGAACAUCCUGGCCCUGGUGUACCGGGACCAGAACAAGUACAAAGAGGCCACAGAACUUCUUCAGGAUGCCCUGCAGAUCCGCGAACAGACCCUGGGGCCCGAGCACCCGGCAGUGGCAGCCACCCUGAACAACCUUGCCGUGCUGUACGGGAAACGGGGUCGCUACCGAGAGGCGGAGCCCCUUUGUCAGAGGGCCCUGGAGAUCCGCGAGAAGGUCUUGGGCGCCGACCACCCGGACGUGGCAAAGCAGCUGAACAACCUGGCCCUGCUGUGCCAGAACCAGGGCAAGUUUGAGGAGGUGGAGAAGCACUACGGGCGGGCGCUGGCCAUCUACGAGGCCCUGGGCGGCCCCGACGACCCUAACGUGGCCAAGACCAAGAACAACCUGGCCUCAGCUUACCUGAAACAGAACAAGUACCAACAGGCAGAAGAGCUCUACAAGGAGAUUCUCAGCGGGCAGGACCUCCCGGCCCCCCUGGUGAAUCCCAGCAUUGGAGCCUCUGGGGACAAGGAGCCUCAGGUCCUGCGCCGCAGCACCUCCUUUUCCAAGCUCCGGGAGUCAAUCCGCCGCGGGAGUGAGAAGCUGGUGUCCCGCCUGCGGGGCGACGGAUCCUCCGGGAUGAAGCGGGCAAUGUCCCUCAGUGUCCUCAAUACUGAGGAGCCCAGAACCAGCAGGAACCAGGUGCUGGGCCGGCAGCUGAGCCGGAUGCGGCCGCUGAGCACCAGCACCCAGGACCUGGGCUUCCCUCUGGACCAGCACUAGCGGCCGGGCCGCGUGGGAGCCUCAGGAGCGUGGCGGGGCCGUGGGCGCCACCUUCCUCACCCCUCCCCUUCCACCCAUAUUUAUUGUAUUUAUACCCACCUCGAGGAGCCCUCAGCCAGGGCCCAAGCCUUGGAGAUAAAACCAAUCCACCUCCUC